Messenger RNA from Chinchilla lanigera (long-tailed chinchilla), 5446 nucleotides. RefSeq names its product sortilin-related VPS10 domain containing receptor 3 (gene Sorcs3). NCBI's taxonomy places the organism in Eukaryota, Metazoa, Chordata, Mammalia, Rodentia, Chinchillidae. The annotation marks the transcript as partial. Gene Ontology annotation, cellular component: postsynaptic density membrane. The record is from RefSeq and is a predicted model, not a curated record. Gene Ontology annotation, molecular function: protein binding. The transcript is spliced from 27 exons.
CUCGCCCGCACCGGGCUCCUGCUCCUGUCGACGUGGGUCCUCGCGGGCGCCGAGAUCGCUUGGGGCACGACGGGCGGUCCCAGGCACCUCCGGGCUGCGGGUUCGCGGCCACCGGCGCUUCCUCUCCUCUUGCCGCGGGCAGUGGCGAGCCAGUGGCCGGAGGAGCCGGCGACCGCGCGGAGAGCAGCUUCGCCGGAGCGCCUGCCAGGCGGCGAGAUGCGGGCGGAAGCCGCGGGGACGUCGCCUCCAGGCGCGCCGUGGGUCCAGGGCGUCCCGGCACCCGGCAAGCUGGGCGGCGCGAGGAGGAGUCGCCGGGCGCAGCCCCCCAGCGCCCUGGAGCGCGGAGACACCCGGGCCCCUGCCACGGCCGAUGGCUCCAAAGGAAGCCGCCCUCUGGCCCAGGGUCCUCGGGAGGAGGUGCGCGCUGCGCGGACUGGGGGCUCGGCCGCCGAGGAGCUCCGUCUGCCCAGCACCUCGUUCGCGCUGACCGGGGACUCGGCCCACAAUCAAGCCAUGGUGCACUGGUUCGGGCACAACAGCAGCGUCAUUCUGAUCCUGACGAAGCUGUACGACUUCAACCUGGGAAGCGUGACUGAGAGCUCUCUGUGGAGGUCAACAGAUUACGGCACCACCUAUGAAAAGCUGAAUGACAAAGUGGGUUUGAAGACUGUUCUCAGUUACCUCUACGUCAAUCCCACCAACCAAAGGAAGAUCAUGCUUCUUAGUGAUCCUGAGAUGGAGAGCAGCAUAUUGAUCAGCUCAGAUGAAGGAGCAACCUAUCAAAAGUAUCGGCUUACCUUCUACAUCCAGAGCCUACUCUUUCAUCCCAAGCAAGAGGACUGGGUGCUGGCAUACAGUUUGGAUCAAAAGCUCUACAGCUCCAUGGACUUUGGAAGACGGUGGCAACUCAUGCAUGAACGCAUCACGCCUAACAGGUUUUACUGGUCGGUGGCUGGACUGGACAAGGAGGCAGACCUGGUGCACAUGGAGGUGCGCACCGCGGAUGGAUACGCUCACUACCUCACCUGCAGGAUCCAGGAGUGUGCCGAGACAACUCGGAGUGGCCCCUUUGCCCGCUCCAUUGACGUCAGCUCUCUGGUUGUCCAGGAUGAAUAUAUCUUCAUUCAGGUCACAACAGGUGGAAGAGCCAGCUACUACGUGUCCUAUCGGAGAGAGGCCUUUGCUCAGAUAAAGCUGCCCAAGUACUCCUUGCCGAAGGACAUGCACAUCAUCAGCACAGAUGAGAACCAAGUGUUCGCGGCCGUCCAAGAGUGGAACCAGAACGACACCUACAACCUCUACAUCUCAGACACACGAGGGAUCUACUUCACGCUGGCCAUGGAGAACAUUAAGAGCAGCCGAGGUCAAAUGGGAAACGUCAUCAUUGAGCUGUAUGAGGUAGCAGGUAUCAAAGGGAUAUUCCUGGCAAACAAGAAGGUGGAUGAGCAGGUGAAGACAUACAUCACGUACAACAAAGGCAGGGACUGGCGCCUGCUGCAAGCUCCAGAUGUGGACCUGAGAGGAAGUCCAGUCCACUGCCUGCUGCCCUUCUGCUCUUUACACCUGCACCUACAGCUUUCUGAAAACCCAUAUUCUUCAGGAAGGAUCUCCAGCAAGGAGUCAGCCCCAGGACUUGUGGUGGCCACAGGCAACAUUGGUCCGGAGCUCUCCGAUACUGAUUUUGGUGUGUUCAUCUCCUCUGAUGGUGGAAACACAUGGAGACAGAUCUUUGAUGAAGAGUACAAUGUCUGGUUCCUAGACUGGGGUGGCGCCCUGGUAGCCAUGAAACAGAGACCUCUGCCUGUAAGGCAUUUGUGGGUGAGUUUUGAUGAGGGCCGCUCCUGGGACAAGUAUGGUUUCACUCUGCAUCCGCUCUUCGUGGACGGGGCGCUGGUGGAGGCUGGAUUGGACACCCACAUCAUGACAGUUUUUGGCCACUUCAGCCUCCGCUCCGAAUGGCAGUUGGUGAAAGUGGACUACAAAUCCAUCUUUAGCCGGCGCUGCACCAAGGAGGACUAUCAGACAUGGCACCUGCUCAAUCAGGGAGAACCUUGUGUUAUGGGAGAAAGGAAAAUAUUCAAGAAACGGAAGCCGGGAGCUCAGUGUGCCCUGGGCCGUGACUACUCAGGGUCCGUGGUCUCAGAACCCUGUGUCUGUGCUGACUGGGACUUCGAGUGCGACUAUGGCUAUGAGAGACAUGGAGAGAGCCAGUGUGUUCCUGCAUUCUGGUAUAAUCCAGCAUCCCCCUCAAAGGACUGCAGCCUUGGGCAAAGUUACCUUAACAGCACUGGGUACCGGAGAAUUGUGUCCAACAACUGCACAAAUGGACUAAGAGACAAGUAUUCUGCCAAGGCCCAGAUGUGUCCUGGAAAAGCCCCUCGGGGCCUCCACGUGGUGACAAAUGAUGGGCGCCUGGUGGCAGAGCAGGGACACAAUGCAACCUUCAUCAUCCUCAUGGAGGAGGGUGAUCUCCAGAGGACAAAUAUCCAGCUUGACUUUGGGGAUGGGAUUGCUGUGUCCUAUGCUAACUUCAGCCCCAUCGAGGAUGGCAUCAAGCAUGUCUAUAAGAGUGCAGGGAUCUUCCAGGUGACAGCCUAUGCAGAGAACAACCUUGGUUCGGAUACCGCUGUCCUUUUCCUGCAUGUGGUUUGUCCCGUGGAGCAUGUUCAUCUCCGAGUUCCAUUUGUCGCCAUCAGAAAUAAAGAGGUCAACAUCAGUGCAGUUGUGUGGCCGAGUCAGCUGGGAACCCUCACCUACUUCUGGUGGUUUGGCAACAGCACCAAGCCCCUCAUCACCCUGGACAGCAGCAUUUCCUUCACGUUCCUGGAGGAGGGAACCAGCACCAUCACGGUCCAGGUGGCUGCUGGGAACGCCCUCAUCCAGGACACAAAAGACAUUGCAGUUCAUGAAUACUUCCAGUCUCAGCUCUUAUCCUUCUCUCCCAACCUGGAUUACCACAAUCCUGACAUUCCUGAGUGGAGGCAGGAUAUUGGCAACGUCAUCAAGAGAGCUCUGGUUAAAGUCACCAGUGUCCCAGAAGAGCAGAUCCUUGUCGCCGUGUUCCCUGGCCUCCCCACCUCUGCGGAGCUUUUCAUCCUUCCACCCAAGAAUUUGACGGAGAGGAGGAAAGGCCACGAGGGGGAUCUGGAACAGAUUGUAGAGACUUUGUUCAAUGCUCUGAAUCAGAACUUGGUCCAGUUUGAGCUGAAGCCAGGCGUCCAGGUCAUUGUGUAUGUCACACAGCUGACAUUAGCCCCGCUGGUGGACACUAGUGCUGGACACAGCAGCUCAGCCAUGCUUAUGCUCCUGUCCGUGGUGUUCGUUGGCCUGGCUGUAUUUCUGAUCUACAAGUUUAAAAGGAAAAUUCCCUGGAUUAACAUCUAUGCUCAAGUUCAACACGACAAGGAGCAGGAGAUGAUCGGGUCAGUGAGCCAAAGUGAAAACGCCCCCAAAAUUACUCUCAGUGACUUCACCGAGCCUGAAGAACUGAUGGACAAAGAGCUGGACACCAGAGUCAUAGGAGGCAUUGCCACCAUUGCAAACAGCGAAAGCACAAAGGAGAUCCCCAACUGUACGAGUGUUUAACACCCACCGGCCACGUGUUCAGCCACCUUUCUGACAUUUUAUUUUUGAUGACUUUAUUAUUAUUAUUAUUAUGGAAAAUUGAAAAUGUCUUUUUUACCUUUUGUUUACCAAGGGCCCCCCCCCUUAUAAAUAGCAGGCAGAUACUUAAAUUUGGGGAAAAGGGGCAGUCUUAGGUGAUGAAAAUGAGUCAAAAGGAAUAAAUGACUAUAUCCGUGCUAGGGGCAAAGGAUGCAUCUUCCCACAGCCUCCUUACUUUACUCAGCCAUUGGGAGUGCGGAGACUCCCCUUCUCUCUCUCUCUCAUUUUAAAUUGGAAGUUGGGUUGGUAUUUUGUUAAGUCCUAACUCCUAGGCUCCCACCCAAAUCACCAUCACUCCCUUGACCCGCCCCCAGCACAUACGUAAACAAUACGCACCGUUUCCCAGGUAGAGCUGCAAGAGGUAGGUUGGUGGGGUAUGGACAGGGCUGCAGAGAGUGUGCACACCUUUGUGAAAGAGGCCCUGCCUCGUGCAUGUCAAUAGUGAGGCUGCAGAUGGCUUAUUGUAAAUAAUGACAAUGUAAAUAGCUUUUUAUUUCCUAAGAAAUAAUUUAAUGUUUAGUAAAAAAGAAAACAGAAAAAAGAAUGAUGCGUGUGGUGGCUUUCGCACUCACCCUCCAAGUUGACCCACCCUGCUGACCCAGGCCUGUUUGAUGCGUUGGACUCUGGAUACUUGCCAGCUGUCUGUCACAUUUAACUACCCCAUCUCCACAUCCACGCCAUAGCUGGUUUCUGCUAAGUAUAUAAUGGGAGGUGCGGGGAGAGGGCUUCAUUGGGGCAGUUGGUGCAGAAAGGACUUCACUGACAUCAGAGGACCUGGGAGCCAUUUUUUUUUCAACAGUUGCAGUUGCAUGCAGGAAGUUGCAAGAUGAGGCCCAGAACUGAAUGUUUUAAACUGCAACCCAGAGGGGGUGGUGCAGCUUCUGCCCUAAGACGAGAACUUGAGAAUAUUAGACUGAAAUUUUUUUUUAACUCUAAAAAUCCAGGCAGUGGAUCUAAAGCUGUUGAAAUGUGAAAUGCUCAUGGCAAACUAUGGUCUUUCCUGAGCUCAGGUCCUUCGGGCACAAGGUUCAGUCCAGGCGGUGUCUGUUAGCAUGAGAAGCAUUAGAGAGGUCCAAGGAAGGUGGCAUUUGUGGAAUCUCAAGUCUACACAAACCCUUUAGGCCAAAGGGAGGUCUAGCCUUUCCUGAUAUUAGUCAAAGACAAUUUUAGCAAAGCUGUGCUAUUUGCCUGUCAGAUGUACACAACUUCCUUAAAGUCAAAUGUCUGCCUUCAGUUCCCUUAAGGUAGUUAUUGCCCCUGGAGUGAGUAGCUUUCCAAGCUGAUACUUGCUUUGCUGGGCCCUCAGCCCUUUCACAUAUUUAGCAUACCAGUUCUUUUCCAUAGAGAUACUUAAGCCCACGCAGUGAUCUUUGUUUCUAUUUUUAUUUUUAGGGUCCACCUGAUCACACUUGUUUUAAAGAAUGGUAUCAUAUAUAUAUUAUAUAUGGAAAGGCCACAUUUUGUACCUGCUAAUUUCUGUGGGAUGUCACUGGCAUUCCUCUUCAUGAGACCAAGGGAGCACGUGACAGAGAGAGACCUGGCUAGGUACAGCACAGCUCAGUGUGAAAAGUAUCUCUACAGACCCCGCUUUUUUGUUUCAAGGGUUAAAUGGAGCAGACAAUUGCAAUACUUGUACUAAACACUGGAAUACAAAUGCAUGAGUCAUAUCUAUAUAUACAGUAUAUGUACAUAUACUGUUCUUGGUUUUAUUGUUCCAUUUGAAUAUUUCUACUGUAAAAAAGACAGUGGUUUUGAAAUUGUUGAAAAUAAAUGUAUUUUUGUA